Pseudoliparis swirei is the source of this 2322-nucleotide messenger RNA. RefSeq names its product carbonic anhydrase VIII (gene ca8). The transcript has 9 exons. NCBI's taxonomy places the organism in Eukaryota, Metazoa, Chordata, Actinopteri, Perciformes, Liparidae. The record is from RefSeq and is a predicted model, not a curated record. The coding region runs from base 101 to 946 and encodes 281 amino acids. Gene Ontology annotation, molecular function: carbonate dehydratase activity; zinc ion binding.
UUAGUUUGUGUCCGAGUGAACGGUCCAAACCAGUGUGACUGGGCAUCUACUGGGAGGAAGGACUGGUUUCUACCCGCAGUGAGCAGACUGCAGAGGCACCAUGGCCGACGGCGUGAAUGAGGAGUCGGAUUAUAACCCGGGGAAAAAUGAGCUGGGCUGGGGCUAUGAGGAAGGUGUAGAAUGGGGACUUCACUUCCCAUCGGCCAACGGCGAGUACCAGUCUCCCAUUAACUUGAACUCCAGGGAGGCCCAGUACGACCCGUCCCUCCUGGACGUGGGCUUGUCACCGAACUACGUGGUGUGUCGAGACUGCGAGGUCAUCAACGACGGACACACGGCCCGCAUCCUUCUCAAGUCCAAGUCAGUGGUUACCGGCGGUCCGUUGCCGAGCGAUCACGAGUACGAGCUUCACGAGGUUCGUUUCCACUGGGGCAAGGAGAACCAGAGAGGAUCAGAGCACACGGUCAACUUCAAGGCCUUCCCUAUGGAGCUCCAUCUGAUUCACUGGAACAGCACUCUGUUCAACUCUUUGGAGGACGCUCUCGGGAAGAAGAAUGGAGUCCUCAUCAUCGCUCUUUUCGUGCAGAUCGGUAAGGAGCAUCUGGGUCUGAAGGCCAUCACUGAAGUUCUACAGGACCUGCAGUACGAGGGAAAGAGCAAGAUAAUCCCUUGCUUCAACCCCAACACUCUGUUACCCGACCCGUUACUGAGAGACUACUGGGUGUAUGAAGGAUCCCUGACCACACCGCCGUGCAGUGAAAAUGUGACCUGGAUCCUCUACCGCUACCCUCUCACCAUCUCACAGUCACAGAUCGAGGAGUUUCGGAGGCUGCGGUCCCACGUCAAAGGGGCGGAGCUACUGGAAGGGAACGAUGGGAUGUUGGGGGACAACUUCCGUCCCACCCAGCCGCUCAGUGACCGGACGGUUCGCGCCGCUUUCCAGUGACCCUGGCUGCCCACUGCCAACCCAGAGGAGCUGUGGCACCUACAGACACAAGCACAGACGGGGAGCAGGAAGACGAGAGGUGUGAGAAGAGGAGCGCCAACAGAGGGAGACCGAAGGUGGACAACCAGCUCACACCUUCAGUGUGUGUGUGUGUGUGUGUGUGUCAUGAUUAGAUGAGAGGGGGCUGCUCUGCUGUCAAAACAAGCCACAGGUGUGUUUUUUAAAGAAAAAAGUUCAUAUAAAUUAUGAUUUUGGUUUAUAAAAAAUAUAUAUAUACACAUUUUUUCCACAAGACUUUUAUCAGCUCAACAACAAGCUGAGUCUUUGAAAUAAUCCGGAGCCGCUGCAUGUCGCAGUAAUGGCACAUGUCUCUUCUCUAGCAACCCAGCAGCAGUUUAAUACUAUUUGUUCUCAUUGUGCAGCCUAUAACGGAAUAUAUACACGGGAGUUUAGGAGUAACUGUAUAGGGGGCGGGGUUUAUUUAUAUUUAAAGGAACAGGGUGGAACAGAAAGGCUCUGUUGGCAGAAAUGGAAUAUAUAAUAUUCAUAGCUAAGUUUUUCCUUCAUGUCUUUUUACAUUAUCAAGUAGUUCUUGUAAAGGGAGGAGAUAGCGAAGGUCACACUCCUCCACCCCCCCUCGAGAUGCCUCGGGGUCAUGAGGUCAUGUCGCUCUCCUGGCCUCGAGCUGCUUGCUGUAAGUAAAGACGAGUCUCCGUGUUCAGCCGGUGUCUCUUCAGUGGCUUCGUGCUCCGGGUUCCCCCUCCAGGUUCUCUAGGACAGCGCUGGUGGUCCCUGUGCCGGUGUGGGGUCGGAAAAAUUUACGAUUGAACACUUGUUUCCUUUUUAAAAAAGAAAGAAAUGUCUCAUCACACUGUGGACCAUGAGCAGGUUAAAACACCGACAUCUCAUCACUCCCUUCGAAUGUGUCGGUAUCGAAGAGGGUUACUAGCACUGCUUUCAUGUGUGUGUGAGUGUGUGAGUGAGUGAGUGUUUAGACUAUAUUACCCAUUUACACCUGGCGUUAUAAUAAGAUCUGAUUUAUGGACAAUGUUUUCUGGAGAUAGAAAAUCAUCAGUGGGAUCCUCCAGUCUGGAAAAGGGAAACACAGAGUUUAAAUCCCUCAAACGGCCACUUGAGGCUCCAAAAGCGAGACAAUCCCCGUAGAGUAGACCUCCAUGUUGACACCGAUGCGGAAGUAUCUUAAAACUGGCAAUAUCUCUCCACUGACCACCAGGGGGCGACUCCUCUGGGUGUAUAGAAGUCUAUGCAUCAUGUGUUAAAGCUGCAUUCUCUCUCCUGACCACCAGGGGGCGACUCCUCUGGUUGUAUAGAAGUCUAUGCAUCAUGUGUUAAAGCUGCAUUCUCUCUCCUGACCA